Coregonus sp. 'balchen' is the source of this 9817-nucleotide messenger RNA. NCBI's taxonomy places the organism in Eukaryota, Metazoa, Chordata, Actinopteri, Salmoniformes, Salmonidae. The record is from the annotation of a GenBank genome assembly.
GUGGCAGCUCUCCCUAGCGGUUAGCAAACGGUAAGCAUCGAAGGAAGUGGAGAGAUUGAGAAGUGAAAAGGCAGGGAGGCCGUGAUACAUCGGCGUCUCCUAUACCAGAUCUGCAGUGGCUACGGCUGGGGUAUGACAGCUUCUAGCUAUUGUCUUUGUAUGGACAUGUAAAUUACUGUUUUUGAAAGGUUUUCACAGUCAACAGCUGCGCCGAUUUACCAAUAAUGACAGCCUGAGUCAUUGCUAAGUAGCUAGUUACCUACAUACAGCCAGUCAGCUAGCUAGCUGCUAAAACUGGUUAACAUUAGCUGGAAAGCUAACUUUACUUCAGUCAUUGCUCUACUUCCACAACAGAUAGUCAAUGUACAACAGAUUUGCAUGAUGUUGCUAGGUAAUUAGCUGCCCCAUAUUUAGCUCUGGGUUUGAGAAUCAAAGUGUCCCAGAAUUUCGCUAGAAAUUAUCGUAUAGAGAAGGUUUGUUGCCAGCUAGGCUAGCUAGCAUGAUGGCUAACUGUCAAGUGAUCAUUGCUAGUAGUCGCUAGUUGUAUCAUUAUUGCGGUAUCCUCCUAGCUAACUAGUUAGGGCCUAUAGUUUUUCCAGGUCCGUUCACGUGAUCAGGAAAAGCUCCUGGUCCUACUGAUCCCACACUAGCCUUGGAGUUGGGACUGUCAGUGAGAGCUUGUACAAUAGUAUUGAAAAGGCUGUUGCUUUGCACUUACAGGACGCAUCGCAGUUAUCCACCCAUCUCCCACAGUGUGCAUGGAUUUAAAAGCAUUGGAUUUAUGUAAUAAUUGGCUGUAGAAAUGCCUGUAAGUGUGCAAGUGUACACUUUGGUAAAAGGGUGAAGAAUCGGGACGCAGCCAAGGUGUGUUGACCUGAUCUCACCCUCCUGACUCCUGCAGUAGAUGUCUGUGUUGAUCUGAUCUCACCCUCCUGACUCUUGCAGUAUAUGUCUGUGUUGACCUGAUCUCACCCUCCUGACUCUUGCAGUAGAGGCCUGUGUUAACCUGAUCUCACCCUCCUGACUCUUGCAGUAGAUGUCUGUGUUGACCUGAUCUCACCCUCCUGAUUCUUGCAGUAGAUGUGUGUUGACCUGAUCCAACCCUCCUGACUCUUGCAGUAGAUGUCUUUGUUGACUUGAUCUCACCCUCCUGACUCUUGCAGUUGAUGUCUGUGUUGACCUGAUCUCACCCUCCUGACCCUUGCAGUAGAUGUCUGUGUUGACCUGAUCCCACCCUCAUGACUCUUGCAGUAGAUGUCUGUGUUGACCUGAUCUCACCCUCCUGACUUGUAGUAGAUGUCUGUGUUGACCUGAUCCAACCCUCCUGACUCUUGCAGUAGAUGUCUUUGUUGACUUGAUCUCACCCUCCUGACUCUUGCAGUUGAUGUCUGUGUUGACCUGAUCUCACCCUCCUGACCCUUGCAGUAGAUGUCUGUGUUGACCUGAUCCCACCCUCAUGACUCUUGCAGUAAUGUCUGUGUUGACCUGAUCCCACCCUCAUGACUCUUGCAGUAAUGUCUGUGUUGACCUGAUUCCCUCCGCUCUUGCAGUAGAGGCCUGUGUUGACCUGAUCUCACCCUCCUGACUCUUGCAGUAGAUGUCUGUGUUGACCUGAUCCCCUCUUCUCUUGCAGUAGAUGUGUGCUGUGCCUUCAAGAUGAGUGUGAAGGCGUUUGAGCUGGUCCCUGCUGUGGAGCGGGAGCUCCUGAUGGGAGACAAGGCCCGCAUCAAUAUUGAGUGCAUUGAGUGCUGCGGCAAGCACCUGUACGUGGGCACCAACGACUGCUUCAUACAUCACUUCCUGCUGGAGGAGCAUGCCACGGCCAAGGGGAUGCUAUCCUACUCUGUCCAAAAGCUGCUGUUCAAGUACCUGGGCCUAAAGAAGCCUGUGGAGGCCCUGAAGGCCGCGUCAGCGUUAGAACGCAUCAUUGUGCUCUGUGAUGCUACGGUUAGUGUUGUUGACAUGAUUACCUUAGAACCCGUGCCCUUGGGCGGGGCCAAGAUUAAGGGCGUGGCCGCAUUCUGCGUCAACGAGAACCCGGUGAACGGGGACCCGUUCUGUGUGGAGAUCGGGGUGAUCUCGGCCCGGCGGCGCACCGUGCAGAUAUAUAUGGUGUAUGAGGACAGGGUGCAGUUGGUGAAAGAGGUCAACACUCCCGAGCAGCCAUGUGCGGUCAGUCUGGACGGUUACUUCCUGUGCCUGGCCCUCUCCACGCAGUACAUGAUCCUCAACUACAGCACAGGGGCUGCGCAGGACCUGUUCCCCUACGACAGCGAGGAGAGGAAGCCCAUCGUCAAGAGGAUCGGUAGGGAGGAGUUCCUCUUGGCUGCCCCCGGUGGCUUGGGUGAGUCAUUACAACAGCAGCUGUAUGGUUAGUCAUUGGAUCUUAUUACUAACAUAUCACUAAUGAAGAAUGUUCUCUCUCUCUCUCUCCCUCUCUCUCUCUCCCUCAGGUAUGUUUGCCAAUGCGGAGGGUGUAUCCCAGCGUGCCCCAGUGAACUGGUCGGAGAGUGUGAUGGGAGCGGCGGUGUGUUUUCCCUAUGUGGUGGCGCUAGACGAGGGCUUCGUCACCGUCCAUAGUAUGCUGGACCAACAGCUCAAACAGACCCUCUCCUUCAGAGACGGACACAUCCUACAGGACUUUGAAGGUGCCAACAUGGCUCCCAUACACUACUCUAAAUGUCAAACCUUUUUGGCUUACCUCAGUAGACCUAUGUCUACAGUAUCUAUGGCCGUGGAGACCGUGACCUGUCUGUGUCCCUAAACCUAACCCUGACCUGUCUGUGUCCCUAAACCUAACCCUGACCUGUCUGUGUCCCUAAACCUAACCCUGACCUGUCUGUGUCCCUAAACCUAACCCUGACCUGUCCCUGUCUGUGUCCCUAAACCUAACCCUGACCUGUCCCUGUCACUAUAGGUAAGGUGGUUCUGGCCUCCACUAAGGCUGUGUACGUGCUGGUGCCCCUACCUCUGGAGAGACAGAUCCAGGACCUGCUAGCUGGACACAGAGUGGAGGAGGCCCUCACCCUUACAGAGGGAGCCAGGAGAAACAUUCCCAAAGACAAGUUCCAGGUACAGACUGACUGCCACAAAUAGUGUUUCUAAUAGAGUGCUUUUCAAGACUAGACACUAUAUGAUCAAAAGGCUGAUUUCUACAGUUUCUUUUGUGAGUACAGCCCAAGGGGGUGUGAUGCAUCUUUCACUUUCUCUUUCAUUACCCCCCUUUCCUCAGAUAUUGCACAAAAGAAUCCUCCAGCAAGCAGGAUUCAUACAGUUUGGGCAGCUUCAGUUUUUAGAAGCGAAAGAACACUUCAGGACAGGUCAGUUGGACAUCCGGGAGUUGAUCUCCCUCUACCCUCUCCUCCUCCCGGCCUCCUCCUCCUUCACCCGCUGCCACCCGCCGCUCCACGAGUUUGCCGAUCUCAACCACCUGGCACAGGGGGACCAGGAGAAGGUCCAGAGGUGCAAGAGGUAAGAGAUGUGGUCCUCUGUAGCUCAGUUGGUAGAGUAUGGCAUUUGCAACGCCAUAAUAGUGGGUUUGAUUCCCAGGACCAUCUGUACGUAAAAUAUAUGAGCGCAAGACUUGAAGUCACUUUGGAUAAAAGUGCCUGCUAAAUGGCAUUUAUAAUAAUAAUUAUUAUUAUUAUUAUUAUAGGUUUCUCAUCACGUACCUUGGCGAGGUGCGGAGCACGGAGGAGGCUAACGGCUGCCGGGAGGACGUGGACACGGCUCUGUUGAAGCUGUACGCUGAGCAGGACCACGAGAGUCUUCUGGACCUGCUGGCCUCCCCCAACGCCUGUCUACUGGCAGACAGCACCCCCUGGCUAGAGAAACACCACAAGUGGGUACUGCAACUAGCCUAGCCUAGCGGGUACUGCAGCUAGCCUAGUGGGCAAUACAGCUAGCCUAGUGGGCAAUACAGCUAGCCUAGUGGGCAAUACAGCUAGCCUAGUGGGAAAUACAGCUAGCCUAGUGGGCACUGCAGCUAGCCUAGAGGGCAAUACAGCUAGCCUAGUGGGCAAUACAGCUAGCCUAGUGGGCAAUACAGCUAGCCUAGUGGGCAAUACAGCUAGCCUAGUGGGCAAUACAGCUAGCCUAGAGGGCAAUACAGCUAGCCUAGUGGGCAAUACAGCUAGCCUAGUGGGCAAUACAGCUAGCCUAGAGGGCAAUACAGCUAGCCUAGUGGGCAAUACAGCUAGCCUAGUGGGCAAUACAGCUAGCCUAGAGGGCAAUACAGCUAGCCUAGUGGGCAAUACAGCUAGCCUAAGGGCAAUACAGCUAGCCUAGAGGGCAAUACAGCUAGCCUAGUGGGCAAUACAGCUAGCCUAGAGGGCAAUACAGCUAGCCUAGAGGGCAAUACAGCUAGCCUAGAGGGCAAUACAGCUAGCCUAGGGGCAAUACAGCUAGCCUAGAGGGCAAUACAGCUAGCCUAGUGGGCAAUACAGCUAGCCUAGUGGGCAAUACAGCUAGCCUAGUGGGCAAUACAGCUAGCCUAGUGGGCAAUACAGCUAGCCUAGUGGGCAAUACAGCUAGCCUAGUGGGCAAUACAGCUAGCCUAGAGGGCAAUACAGCUAGCCUAGUGGGCAAUACAGCUAGCCUAGUGGGCAAUACAGCUAGCCUAGAGGGCAAUACAGCUAGCCUAGAGGGCAAUACAGCUAGCCUAGUGGGCAAUACAGCUAGCCUAGUGGGCAAUACAGCUAGCCUAGAGGGCAAUACAGCUAGCCUAGUGGGCAAUACAGCUAGCCUAGUGGGCAAUACAGCUAGCCUAGUGGGCAAUACAGCUAGCCUAGAGGGCAAUACAGCUAGCCUAGAGGGCAAUACAGCUAGCCUAGAGGGCAAUACAGCUAGCCUAGCUACCAAGGCUGUUGCUCACUAUUGCUUAAAAGUAGCCUGCUAAGCUAUUGCCUUAAAAGUAGCCUGCUAAGCUAUUGCCUUAAAAGUAGCCCGCUAAGCUAUUGCCUUAAAAGUGUGUAAUGAGUAUGUUUUUAUGUUAUGUUUUAUUCUUUCUCCUGCACAUCAGGUAUUUUGCACUAGGCCUCCUCUACCAUUAUAACGGACAGGAUUCAGCUGCUCUACAGGUAAACAUGCACUGUACACUACCUUAGUUUGAACAUGGUGACAGUACCACCAUGGCUCGUAUAUGGCAAAUCAAAUCCUAUUAAGUAAAAUAUGGCCACGUCUUAAACUAAUGCGUUUUGAGCACCUAGGUGGAAAAGCCCUAUAAAUCCAAUCCAUUAUCUUGAUUAUUACUUAAUAUUAAUUGAAAUGAAAUGACCAUGGCGUUGUAAAAUACAUCUCUCCUCUGCCUCUCCUUUCCUCCUGUAGUUGUGGGUGCGGGUAGUGAACGGGGACCUUCAGGACUCUACCAGGUCUGAUCUGUAUGAGUACAUUGUGGACUUCCUGAGUUUCUGCUCCAACCUGGACCUGGUGUGGAAAUAUGCAGACUGGGCCCUGCAGAGAGACCAGACAGUACGUUUCUGGCUACGUCCCAAAUGGCCUCCUAAUCCCUAUAUUGUGUACUACUUUUGACCAGGGCCCUAAGUCCUAGCAGAAACUAACGAAUGACUUCGACUGGAGGCCAUUUUGGAUAUACCUAUAGGAGUAAAGAAGAAGGUAAACUCUACUCAUUCUAAUUCUAUGGGUGUGUGUAUACAUCUAUGGUCUCUCUCUCUAGAUAGGGGUGCAGGUCUUCACCAAGCGGCCGCUGGGUUUGGGUAAGGACCAGGUUAAGGAGCAGAAGGGCCAGGUGAACCCAGACGACGUCAUCACGUACCUGGGGAAACACAGCCAGGCUCUGCUGCUCUACCUGGAAUACCUGGUGCUGGACCGACAGAUACAGGUCAGAACAUACACUACAUAGGACUUCAGAACACGUUUAUAAUGUAGCUCAAUUGUAGCUCAAUUGGUAGAGCAUGGCGCUUGUAACGCCAGGGUAGUGGGUUCGAUCCCCGGGACCACACAUACGUAAAAAUGUAUGCACACAUGACUGUAAGUUGUUUUGGAUAAAAGCGUCUGCUAAAUGGCAUAUUAUAUAUUAUAUUAUUAUAACACAUACAUAAGGGGUAUGUAAGAAAUGCCAGAUUUACAGCAGACUGAACUAUCAUCUAUAAUGGUAAUACUUCACUUGAAGGGUACCUACAUAGGACUUCAUAACACAUUCAUAGCCCAUUUAUAACCCAUUCAUAAGCAGCACCAAGCAUUUACAACGGCAAGACAUAGCGAUUGUUGACAAACUGUCUUGUCCCUCUCUCUGCAUAUUACUCCACGAUUUGCCUCGUUCAACUUUCCCUGGUGCUUGGCCUUUAUUCAUCUCUCUCUCUCUCUCUCUCUCUCUGCCUCUCUCACUCUCUCUCUCUCUCUGGCUCUCUCACUCUCUCUCUCUCUCUGCCUCUCUCACUCUCUCUCUCUGGCUCUCUCACUCUCUCUCUCUCUCUCUGGCUCUCUCACUCUCUCUCUCUCUCUCUGCCUCUCUCACUCUCUCUGCCUCUCUGCAGAAAGAGAAGCUCCACACCCACCUGGCAGUGCAGUAUACAGACAGAGUCCUGUCUCUCCUGUCUCAGUCCCCCACAGUGGACCAACAGGUGUCUGCAGCAAGGGACAAACUACAGCUCCUCCUCAGGGAGUCCAGCCUGUACCGCGUCCAACUACUACUGGGUGAGCUGUCCAUUUCAAUUGUGUCCCAAAUUACACCCUAUUCCAUAUACAGUGCAUAGGGCUCAGGUCAAAAGUAGUGCACUGUAUAAGGAAUAGGGUGUAAUUUGGGAGGCAGACAAUGUUGUUUUCCAUGUAAAACAAUAUUUUAGUUGAAGUAUUGUUACUGUUUAAAUUUGAUAGAAAACCAAUACACCACAUUUAGUUUCCUGUCAGAAUAUUGACGGAAAUGGUAUGAGGCAUGUAUUCAGUUGAUUUCCAACCAGAGAAUGGCUAUAACCUACUAUGACCCUGGUUUUAACCAUGAUGACAUGGCUAUAACCUGCCAUAACCUCUGACCCUGUCUCCCCCUCCCUCAGGUAAGAUCCAGGAGUGUGACCAGCUGUUACUGGAGAGAGCCACGCUCCACGGGAAGCUAGAGGAGCACGAUAAGGCGUUACACAUCCUGGUGCACCAGCUCAAAGACUUCCCCGCUGCCGAGGCCUACUGCGUGUGGGGUUCCGCCUCCCGGGACCCGGCCUACCAGCAGCGCCUCUUCCACCUCCUUCUGGGGGUCUAUCUGGACCGGGACCUUCCCAGUAGAAACAGGGCCGGUAACGGUGGUAGUACCGGGGAGCUGGAGAUGGCGGCGGUGGAUCUGUUAAACCGGCACGGGGAGGUGUUUGACGCGGUGCGCGUGCUGGACCUGCUCCCUGAAGGGUGGUCCCUGCAGCUGCUCCGCCCCUUCCUCGGACGCGCCCUGCGGGGGAGUAUGCACGCCUGCCGCACCUCCCAGGUUGCACUGGGGCUGGCGAGGUCCGAGAACCUACAGCUGCAGCACGACAGGGUGAGACUGGAACAACGAGACACACACAAUGAGACGAGACACACACACACACACAUCACAUCACAAACACACACGCAUCACAACACACACACACAUCACAACAACACACAUCACAACACACACACACAUCACACACACACACACAUCAACCACACACACACACACACAACCACAACACACACACACACAACACACACACACACACACAACACACACACACACAACACAACACCACAACACAACACACACAUCCAACACACACAACACACACACCACACACACCCACACACACACACCACACACAACCACACACACACACACACACACACACAUCAACAACACCACACUACACACACACACACCACACACCACCACCACCACACACACCAACACACCCACACAACCACACCACACAACCACACACACACACACAACCCAAACCCCACACACACACCACACACACACACACACCACACACACACCACCACACAUCACAACACACACACCACACCACACACAACCACACACAACCACAACAAACACACACAACACACACAACACCACAACACACACACACACACACACCCACACACACACACACCCACACCCACAACACACCACCAACACCACACAACAAACACAACACACCACACACACACACACACACACCACAACCCACACACAACACAACACACACCACAACACACACACACACUCACAACACACACACACACACACACACAAACACCCCACACACACACACACACACAACACAACACACCACACACACACACCAACACAAAACAACACACAAACACACAACAACACACACCACACACCACAACACACACACCAAAAACAAACCAACCACACACACACCACAACACACACAACCACCAACACACCCAACACAACACACACACAACCAACACACACCAACCACACACCACAACCCCACACACACACCACACACAACACACACACAAACCACACACACACCACACACAACACACCACACAACCACACACCACACACACAUCACAACACACACACACACAACACACACACCACAAACACACACACACACACACACACACCAACACACACACACACCACACACACACACACAACACACACACACACACACACACACACACACACCACACACACAAGCACACACAUCACAACACACACACACACCUCUGUAUUAUGUGUUUACAACUAAGCUGUUAUGAUUUAAAUCUUGUAAUUGCUCCUAAGUGCUGCUGACUCUUGAUGAAGGUGAGCUGUAACUCUCCCCAUGUUGUCGUCUCAUCAGUUGAAGCAGAGGAGAAGUCCAGUCCUGGUGUCAGAGAAGAAGGGGUGUGUUCUGUGCCACAACACCUUCAGCGAGCCGGACUGUGUGUGUCUGCCAGGGGGGGUGCCCGUACACACACACUGUGCCGCCCAGAGGGUGGUACGAGACUCGCCCACCAAGAGACAACUAGCCAAUAGCAGCAACCACACAUGAAGCCCCUCCCACCACCACCCAAGCCCCGCCCAGAGCCAAUGUGGUGGGAGGAGCCAAGCAGCAGCCCGGGGCUGUGAUUGGGUUGCGUCUGGGGGUCACAUCAGAUGAUGACUAUGGGGGAUGCAAAGCACAGAGGUUACUAUGGCUACCGUGGUCCAGCGUAGUGGAAGCAGCCCUGGAGCCUACUCAGAAACACAGAGCUGACCACACUUCUCUACCGUGUGCUUGUUCCUUUGUGAAUGAAUGAAGGAAGCUAUUUAUUCCAGUGCCACCAUUCAUACACAACACGGAGACUGAUGACAGACUGUGAGUUGUGAAUUAAUUGUGAAUGAAGUUCUAAAACAAGAACUAACUCCACAUCCAUCCAUAAUGACUCUAAACAUUGAAGUGAAACCUCCAGCCUCUCCUGGUCCGGUGCUGAACCCCUGCUCUGCUAUGUCUGCCCUGGUCCAAGCCCAAACCUGAGUUGAGCUUGAGUCUAUCCCUGUGAAGUACAAGCAGACCAUAGUUAGGCAUCUCCUCCAUCACCACAGUGGCUCCUCUCUGCUGCUGGUAUCUGAGACUGAACUUGAAGACGAUGAUGCCCCAGUGAGGCUCCGUUCACAGCCAGGAGAGUUCCUAAGUGUUGCUAAAUGUUCUGGUGUGUUGCACAUGCUCUCUCACCCCUCCAACCUUGUGUCCACACUUCUCAAGAACUCUCUGCCGUCAAGCAACAAACAAUGGUUUGGUUUUCACUUUGCUAACCAAGGUGGGGUUAUCUUCAAACGUCCUGCUAACCUGAUGCUAGUUAGUUUCAGCUCAGACCAGGGCCGUGUUCAUUAGGCACCAAA